Acanthamoeba castellanii str. Neff is the source of this 1539-nucleotide messenger RNA. Its product is annotated as Fbox domain containing protein. The record is from RefSeq and is a predicted model, not a curated record. The coding region runs from base 1 to 1539 and encodes 512 amino acids. The transcript has 2 exons. Gene Ontology annotation, molecular function: protein binding. NCBI's taxonomy places the organism in Eukaryota, Discosea, Longamoebia, Acanthamoebidae.
AUGGAGCAGCUGCCGGACGAGCUGUGCCUGCAUAUCCUGCGAUAUGUCAGCCUGGAGGAUCUUACGCUCCGAUGCUCGGCCACAUCGAGAGCCUUGCGCAGGAUCUCUGACGAUGCCGAUCUCUGGCACCACCAUCUGGAUCGAUACCAUCCGAGAUGGAGGGACGCCUUGCAGCGCAUGGGCGUGGACGCGACGGUGACGCCCCUCCGCGAGUGCGUGCGUUGUCUGACGGAGGCUCACGACCCUGAUGGCAAGUCGGGCUGCUGCAGGCACGAUCUGACCAAGGGCGCCGCAUGCACAUGCUGCACCUGUCGGCGUCAUCAUCGUCCCGGUCAAAGGUGGCAGUGGGGCGUACUGAGUAGCCUCGUGAACGACAUCGACGAUGACAUGAGGCAGAUGAUCGCGGCUGCGUACGACGCCAACGCCGCCACAUCCCUUCAGCUCAUUGGAGACGACGACGACGAUGAACGACGACGACAACGACGACGACGACGACUAAAACGACGACGGGGACAACGACGACGAUACGGCGGCGGCGGCGGCGGCGGCGACGACGACGACGACUGCGACAGGCGCAGAGAGCUGAUCACAGAGCUCGAAAGGAUGGGCAUCUUGGAGCUGCGCAAUAAGGACGGUAGGCUGGAAAGCGUGAGGUGGACCGAGGCCGCGCAUCGCGAUCUGAGACCGCCACUUCAACGUGGUUUGGUGUGCUACACCGAUGCUGAGCUACAUGCGAAUUUGAUGCGGCAUCAUCCGGAGCUAUGCGACGACACCGCCCCGUCGACCGGCUCCACGGCGCCCUCGACUUCGCUCUUUGGCGCCACCACCUCGACCUACACCUCGAGGUCUUCGCUCUUUGGCGGCGGCGGCACCUCGUCCCUGUUUGGCGGCGCUGGCACCGGCGCCGCGACCGCUUCGACUUCGCUCUUUGGCGCCACCACGCCCUCCAAGGGCGGCGGCCUCUUUGGCGCCCCGGCCGCAUCAACCGGCACCAUCGGCGGCGGCCUCUUUGGCGGCUCUUCGCGCUUUGGCUCCACUCCGUCCACUCCCUCGGCCACCACCAGCGGCGGCUUCCCCUCGCUCGGCGGCUUCAGCGCUGGCACCACCUCGACCUUCAGCGCCCCGGCCGCCUCGACCGGCUCUUCGCGCUUUGGCCCCACUCCGUCCACUCCCUCGGCCACCACCAGCAGCAGCUUCCCCUCGCUCGGCGGCUUCAGCGCUGGCACCACCUCGACCGGCUCUUCGCGCUUUGGCCCCACCCCCGCCCCGGCCACCUCGACAGGCUCUUCGCGCUUUGGCCCCGCCCCGUCCACUCCCUCGGCCACCAGCGGCGGCUUCCCCUCACUCGGCGGCUUCAGCGCUGGCACCACCUCGGCCUUCAGCGCCCCGGCCGCCUCGACCAGCUCUUCGCGCUUUGGCCCCACUCCGUCCACUCCCUCGGCCACCACCAGCGGCGGCUUCCCCUCACUCGGCGGCUUCGGCGCUGGCACCACCUCGACCGCGAGCCCACUGGCCUCGGCCUCGGCCCCCAAUGAGUGA